Molecule: messenger RNA, 697 nt
Organism: Anoplophora glabripennis (Asian longhorned beetle)
Lineage: Eukaryota; Metazoa; Arthropoda; Insecta; Coleoptera; Cerambycidae
Gene: ND-19
Product: NADH dehydrogenase [ubiquinone] 1 alpha subcomplex subunit 8
Exons: 3
Coding region: 70-603 (177 amino acids)
Biological process (GO): mitochondrial electron transport, NADH to ubiquinone
Source: RefSeq, a predicted model, not a curated record
UUGACCUCUUCUGUCAGUUGACAGCUGGGGAUCGGAAAUAAAAAAAAUAAGUUUUAUUUUGAAUAAAAAAUGGGUAUAACUGAAGAUGUAACAUUACCUACUGAAGAAGACUUAACAGUCCAAGAAGUUCCUUUAUCCGGACCAGCAUUGAAAGCAGGUGCAUUUCAUUUAGGAAAAGCCUGCGAAUUUGAAAAUAAUGAGUUUGUAUUAUGUAGGACAGAAUUAAAAGAUCCGAGAGCGUGCAUUAAUGAAGGAAAGGCAGUAACAAAUUGUGCUUUAAAUUUUUUUAGGAAAAUAAAGAAAACUUGUGCUGGUGAAUUUACGCAGUAUGUCAAUUGUCUGGAUAAAUCUAGCCCAGAUCAACAGUUUACACCAUGCCGUAAAACACAAGCUGUCUUUGAUAAAUGCAUUAAAGAUAAUUUAGGAUUAGAUCGACCACCAUAUGACUAUUUUGCUCGUGCUCAUGUGCACAAAACAGCAAGACCUAGGCCUCCAGUAGAGGGACCUACUGUCUACGAGGAUGCUACACCUGGUCUACCUCCACCAGAUGAUACACCACGGCCAGAAGCUAAAUAUGGAUCCCGUUACAUUUUCCUGUGGUAGACAUCACUGUCAUAUUUUCAUUUUAUGCAGUAUAAAUUGGGGUAGUUCAGCUAUGUUAUUAGCUAUUAUUGUAAAUAAAUAUUAAUAUAAGAUA